This is a messenger RNA of Prorocentrum cordatum, 1629 nucleotides long. The record is from the annotation of a GenBank genome assembly. Lineage: Eukaryota; Dinophyceae; Prorocentrales; Prorocentraceae.
AUGUAUGACCACGUCAAGAAGCACUCGACGGACAGGAUGCAGGCCAUCGCCUCAAAGCCGACCGCCGAGAUAAAGCAGCUCAUUGACAAUUGUAUGCGCGGGAUGCCGGUCUCCGACCUCACGCUGGACACUGUGCAGGCCGCGAUCAUCCAGUGCGCCUUCGAGGACGCCGAGUCCAUGGGAGAUCAAGCGGUCCUGAUGCGCGUGGCGCUCGAGAACAUGCCAAAUGGAGAUGGCGAGGCACUCGGCGAGGAGUGCGUUGACCAGUACCGCGGCGAUCUCGAGAAGGUAUUGGGCGAUGAGCCAGCGGAUGAGGCGAACCUGGGCAAGACGAAGCACUACGCGACUACGCCCAAGGCCGAGCAAGAAGUAUUGAGGGUUAUGCAUGCCAACCACAUUCAGGUCAAGCUCGCACGCAACUUCAUCUUGGUCGGUGGCGAGGUGGUUUCAAUUGGCAGUUGCCCUGCCAGGCAGAGGCAUCUGAUCUACGUCUGCGGCGACCUGGGCAUAGCUUGUACGAUGGCCACGGGCAGGGACAAGCGCGACGAGCGCUACACCCAGGCCCAGGCGCUGUUGGAGGCAGACUUGGAGGAGCUAAACUGCGACCUGCCCGACGAGGACGAGGAGAACGACCCCUGGGCCCACUUGGACACGAAUCAAGAUGCUCCGCUGGGGAUCAGGCAAGUCCCUGGAUUCCUGUGCAGGCCGACCUUUGUCAACCACGACUUGGCGAUGAAGACGUUGUACGCAGUGGCGUUGGCGAGUACUGGCAAGCAAACGGGCAUGCAGCUGCGGUGCGUGGACCUCACAGACGACAGCGGUAGCGACGUCGCCGAGGUCGUCGUUAUCGCCGCGGACAGCAAGGAGGAGCAGCUGGCCGAGGCCCGCGCACCCCACAAGGGGCCGCCGCUGCGCUUCGGCGGCUACCGCCGCGGCCGCGAGCUGGGGCAUGGGGCGGGCGGGCAGGUGUUCGUGUGCCGCGGGGAGGGUCGCGCUGGCGGGCUCGCCGUCAAGGCCAUCGACGUGCGCCGUCUCAAGCUGAGCCCCAACGCCGAGCGAGAGGAGAAGAAGCUGCGUCGGGAGGUGGAGAUCCUGAAGGACCUGCCUCCGCACCCCAACAUCGUGCAGCUGGUGGACGCUCGGCAGGAGGGGGACUGGCUGCUGUUGGUGCUGGAGAUGGUCGGCGGGGGUGAUCUGCUGACGGCCCUGACGGGCCGCCUGAACCCGCGCUUCUCGGAGACCGAGGCUGCGUUCGUGCUGCGCCAGCUGGCGAGCGGGCUCUCCUUCCUGCACUCCCGCGGCGUCAUACACCGCGACCUCAAGCUGGAGAACGUCCUUGUCGCCAGCAGUGCACGGCAGCACGCCAACACCCUGUACAGCGUGAAGAUCACCGACUUUGGGCUCUCAAAGGCCGUCGGCGCCGGCCGAAGCGAGGCCCGGUCGAUGGUGGGGACCCACCCGUACAUCGCGCCGGAGGUGCUGCAGAAGGCCCCCCACGACUUCAGCGCCGACCUGUGGGGCCUGGGCGUGCUGCUCUUCGUGCUGCUGGCGGGGCACUUCCCCUUCGGCCAGGUGGCCUCGUCCCAGCAGGAGCUCGACGACAUCGUCGCGGGCGUCGACCUGAGCGAG